This is a messenger RNA of Harmonia axyridis, 1235 nucleotides long. RefSeq names its product dnaJ homolog subfamily C member 22-like. Bases 1 to 1131 code for a protein of 376 amino acids. The record is from RefSeq and is a predicted model, not a curated record. Gene Ontology annotation, cellular component: plasma membrane; early endosome. The transcript is spliced from 2 exons. Gene Ontology annotation, biological process: endocytosis. NCBI's taxonomy places the organism in Eukaryota, Metazoa, Arthropoda, Insecta, Coleoptera, Coccinellidae.
AUGGAGACUUUGACGUUGCUAAGAAGAGGAUCAAAUUGCCAGAAAAAUGUAGCCAACCGAAAAUUUCCCAAAAGGAAAAGUACCGUCAAGGCUUACGCAUGUUGGUUUUUCGGAGGAAUUUUCGGUCUUCACUUGUUUUAUCUGGAACGGGAUUCCCAAGCCUUCUUGACCUGGAGCACCUUUGGAGGUUACGGCAUUGGAUGGUUAACUGAUGUAACCAAGAUUCCUGAUUAUGUUAAGGAAUAUAACGAGGAUCCAAAGUACAUGAAGGAUUUAGCCUUCAGAAUAAGAAAUAAUAAAAAACCACCUAGUUCAUUCACUAGAUUUAUAUCUGCUUUAAUGGUAGGUUAUCUUUGGGGAAAACUUGUACUGAUUGCAAUACCAGAAGAAGCAGUUGGAGGCAUAGAUUGGAGUUUUAUGCACUGGUCUGUACCUUUUGCUGUGGCACUAGGUGUGUGGGUAGUCGGCAACAUUGGUCACCAACAAGGAGGAAUUUGGCCAACAAUUAUAGUUUCCUAUCUGAGCUUCAUAUCCAGGUGGUAUUGUCUAGACAGCAGCACAUGGCGUACUAUUGUUGCAUUCUGCGCAGUUGAAGCCUUCAAUUGGUUCUCGAAAGAAUGGAGAAGGAAACCAAGAAAGCCACAAACCUUCACCAAGAGAAUAACCACCUUAGCUCUUUGUGCUACGCUCUACAUCGCUCUGUGGACAUCAUCAUUUUAUUUUAACGGUAAAAUAAUAGAUGACAACGGUAAUGAAAUUCCUGUUCAUGAAGCUGUUCACCAAUUUUUCUCAUCACCUUUAUGGACUGAUUUCAAACAGGCACUAGUUGAUGUGUAUCAAUAUGCUCAACACCACGGAUGGUAUGAGAUAUGGAAGCAAGUUAUGGAACUUACCGAUCCGAGAAAGGAACAUGAGGCAUACCAAAUUCUUGGUCUUAGUCCAAAUGCCUCUCAAUCUGAAAUUUCAGCAAAGUUUCGUUCGUUAAGCAGGGUUUACCACCCUGAUAAGGUGAAAGAUCCUAAGCGUAGGAGAGAAGCAGAAGAGAGGUUUAUGGAGAUCAAACAGGCUUAUGAUAUCUUAUCGGAUAUGAAGAAGAGGAGGUUGAAGAAAAAUAAAGAGCCAGUUGUGUAGUUCAGUGAAAGUGAGCUAGGCAAAUAAAAAAUGGGCUCCUAUCUGAAUUGUGUAGCUCUGGAAGUUUCAAGAACAAGAUUUUCUACUAUGAGGCAAAACGGCAG